AUGGUCAGCUCCAACAAAGUCGCCCCUCUUGAGGUUGAUUUCCCCUUUGAAAUUCUUUCGUACCUCAUCCCAGUGAUACCCUACCGCGAAUAUCCACACGCGAUCAUCGAUGAGGAAAAAGGCGUAAAAUUAUCUGUGAAGCAGUAUAUUCCUCAUCGUACAACUGACUCCUCUAAUGAAGAAGCACCCCUUACCAUUAUCGCAGCUGGCGGUCUAGGGUUUCCCAAAGAGCUAUACGAGCCGCUAUUUGAGGAGUUACUACAUCGGGCACGCAGUUGUGGAGUCACAAUCCGAUCGAUAUGGAUCGCCGACAUGUUUAAUUUAGGAGAGAGCGGAGUAGUGAACCAAGACAAUCUAGGCUGUGAUGCAGCAUGGAUCGACCACUCUCGCGACUUGUGGAGCAUGAUCAAUCAUUUUUCUGAGUUAAUGCCCAAACCGAUUAUUGGUCUUGGGCAUUCAAUGGGAUGCAACCAGCUGCUAUGCCUCGCCUCUUGGCACCCAACUCUGUUCCACUCCUUCGCUUUCAUCGAGCCGGGCAUUGAUCUUCAUUAUGGAAGAGGCAUUGAAAUUCCGUGGCUUCUUCGCGUUCUGAAGCAAAAUGAGACCUGGAAAACGAGACAGGAAGCUGAAGAAGGCGUGGUCAAUGUCCAGGGCGCUCAGUUUUGGAAUGAGAAGGCCAUUAUCAGGCUAAAACGCUAUGGUGUUUUCUGGAAGCGGACACCACAGGAAGAUUGCUGGAUUCCGACUUCACCGAAAAAUCAAACUGCCGUCUUGGUCAGUCGCCAUAACCCAGGAAAUAUUGGGUUUGGUCCAAGUGGUCUCGACGAAGUCACAUUAUCACAACGGGAAGCUGUGCCUGAUAGUGAUCCAUCAAUAUCCACCGUGGGCCCAUUCUAUCGACGUGAGUUGAAGCUCGGGUGGGAUAUGCUUCCUAGUAUGCGGCCCUGGGUGUUAUACAUCAAUGGAGGUAACUCGCCAUUUUUUGGCCACCCAGACACCCAGAAGGAAAGAGCGCGUUUGACUGGCAUAGGUCCAGGGGGAAAUGGGGGAAUGAGACUCGGUGCAGUCAAACAAAUUGUGAUUGAGAAUGGAGAACACACUAUUCCAUUUGACAAAAACUUGACUAAAGUGGCACAUCACGUAGCGGACUGGCUGGCUACCGAGUCCCGGCGAUGGGUCGAUGGUCCUAUGAAACGUCGGCAAGUUUGGCAAAAUCAGAGCAUCGAGGAGAAGCAAUCAGUAGGGAAAGAUUAUAUUUCUGCUCUUGUUGAUAUGAAAAAGGGGAAUAGAGCAACAAAACUGUAG
Messenger RNA from Penicillium taxi, 1305 nucleotides. RefSeq lists its product as uncharacterized. Bases 1 to 1305 code for a protein of 434 amino acids. The record is from RefSeq and is a predicted model, not a curated record. The transcript has a single exon. NCBI's taxonomy places the organism in Eukaryota, Fungi, Ascomycota, Eurotiomycetes, Eurotiales, Aspergillaceae.